Messenger RNA from Culicoides brevitarsis, 1514 nucleotides. RefSeq names its product GPI mannosyltransferase 1 (gene PIG-M). Gene Ontology annotation, molecular function: alpha-1,4-mannosyltransferase activity; GPI mannosyltransferase activity. Lineage: Eukaryota; Metazoa; Arthropoda; Insecta; Diptera; Ceratopogonidae. The coding region runs from base 134 to 1459 and encodes 441 amino acids. The record is from RefSeq and is a predicted model, not a curated record. Gene Ontology annotation, cellular component: membrane; glycosylphosphatidylinositol-mannosyltransferase I complex. The transcript has a single exon. Gene Ontology annotation, biological process: GPI anchor biosynthetic process.
AAAAUUAUAAAAAAAAUACUGAAAAAUAGUGAAAAAGUAGUUUUUUUAACAAAUUAAAAAAUUAACGAUAGACAAGUAACUUACUAACUUAAAAAAUAAAAAAAAAUCAACGAAAAAAGGACAAAAUAUUAAAAUGUCGUUCAAUACUCAUUUGGUGAUAAGUGUAGUUAUCAGAUUAUUUUUGAUAAAUUACGGUGAAAUACAGGAUUCGGUAUCGGAGGUGCCAUACACAGAUGUCGAUUAUCGCGUUGUGACCGACGGAGCGAGACACGUACUUGAGGGCAAGUCUCCCUUUAAGCGUCACACGUUCCGUUAUACGCCAAUUUUGGCUUAUUUGCUCCUGCCAAACCACUGGAUCCACAAUUGCUUCGGAAAAGUCCUCUUUUCCUGCUUCGACAUCUUAAUUGGGAUCCUCAUAAAGAAGAUCGUGUGUGAAGAAUUUCUUCAUUCGCGCACUGUGGUCGACAACAAACUCAAAAUUGCCGAGAAGCUGAACAAGAAAUACAUUCGCCGAAGACAAAGUGAACUCAAAACGAACCAAUUACCGCCGAAAUUCAUCCAAAUUGCCGAAUAUUGUGCUUAUUUCUGGCUGUACAACCCCUUUUCGAUGGUAAUCGCCACACGAGGGAAUGGCGAUGCAGUAUCCUGUGCUUUGGUCCUUGCUGCCCUUUAUUACUUGCUGAAACAGGAACAAAGCGAUUUUAAUCAAUUUUUCGUCGCUGGACUCUUUUUGGGGACUUCCAUCCAUUUCCGGUUGUAUCCGAUCGGUUUCACGUUCGCUUGUUUCCUCGCCCUGUCCAAAAUUAACGUCAUCGAUAAUUACAAGGAUUUUACAAAUGUCUUCCUGCAGAUCAACCGGAAGCAGUUAAGUCUCAUUUUUGGCACAAUUGCAGCUUUUGUGACACUCACAAGUGCCAUGACCGCCUUUUACGGCUUCGAUUAUCUCUACGAGUCGAUUUUGUAUCAUCUGGUGAGGAAAGAUACGCGUCACAAUUUUUCGCUUUUCUUCUAUUUGCAAUAUUUGGGGUCGGAAUACACGAUUACUGCAGCGGAAAAGAUCCUCACGUUGCUCCCGCAAGUCAUCACGGUCUUUUUGAUCAGCAUCAAGUACGGAACGAAUCGCGAAUCGUUGCCUUUUUGCUUGUUCACGAUCGCUUUUCUCAUGGUGACGUACAAUUCGGUCGUCACGUCGCAGUAUUUCGUGUGGUUCCUGUCGCUGAUUCCGGUUUGCGCGAAAAAUCUGAGGGGAUUGGGGCUGAAGAGGGCGGUUUUUUUGCCAAUUGUGUGGUUUUUGGCACAAGGUGGAUGGUUGCUGCCGGCGUAUUUGCUCGAAUAUAAAGGAUGGAACACGUUUGACUUUAUUUUUCUGCAGGGAUCGGUGUUUUUCGUGGCGAAUAUUAUCAUUUUGUAUACCUUGAUUGCGACUUACGAUGUAUCGUAUAACUACAAAGUAACUUAAAAACAGAGAAAUUUAAUGUAAAUAAAUUGAAGAGUGUGAGAAAUAAAUGACAUUU